AGCCCCUCCCCUCCCCCAACCGCCCGACUAGCAUGGUGCUGCGGCCGAGCUCGCUGACAUGGGGGAGAAGCUGGAGCUGAGGCUCAAGUCGCCCGUAGGGGCCGAGCCCGCCGUCUACCCGUGGCCGCUGCCGGUUUACGACAAACAUCACGAUGCUGCUCAUGAAAUCAUCGAGACCAUCCGAUGGGUUUGUGAAGAAAUCCCGGAUCUUAAGCUUGCUAUGGAGAAUUAUGUUUUGAUAGACUAUGACACCAAAAGCUUCGAAAGCAUGCAGAGGCUCUGUGACAAGUACAACCGGGCCAUCGACAGCAUUCACCAGCUGUGGAAGGGCACCACCCAGCCUAUGAAGCUGAACACUCGUCCAUCCAACGGGCUUCUGCGGCACAUCCUACAGCAGGUCUACAACCACUCGGUGACCGACCCCGAGAAGCUCAACAAUUAUGAGCCCUUCUCACCUGAGGUAUAUGGGGAGACCUCCUUCGACCUGGUGGCUCAGAUGAUUGACGAGAUCAAGAUGACUGAGGAUGAUCUGUUUGUGGACUUGGGGAGUGGUGUAGGCCAGGUUGUGCUCCAGGUCGCCGCAGCCACCAACUGCAAACAUCACUAUGGUGUCGAGAAAGCGGAUAUCCCAGCCAAGUACGCAGAGACCAUGGACCGAGAGUUCAGGAAGUGGAUGAAAUGGUAUGGAAAAAAGCAUGCAGAAUACACAUUGGAGAGAGGCGAUUUCCUCUCCGAAGAGUGGAGAGAGCGGAUUGCCAACACGAGUGUUAUAUUUGUGAAUAACUUUGCCUUUGGUCCUGAGGUGGAUCACCAGCUGAAGGAGCGAUUCGCAAACAUGAAGGAAGGUGGCAGGAUUGUGUCCUCAAAACCCUUUGCACCUUUGAACUUCAGAAUAAACAGUAGAAACUUGAGUGACAUUGGCACGAUCAUGCGUGUUGUGGAGCUGUCACCCCUGAAGGGCUCGGUGUCGUGGACGGGGAAGCCGGUCUCCUACUACCUGCACACUAUCGACCGGACCAUACUUGAAAAUUAUUUUUCUAGUCUGAAAAACCCAAAACUCAGGGAGGAACAAGAGGCAGCUCGACGCCGGCAGCAGCGAGAAAAUAAAAGCAACACAACCACCCCCACCAAGGUGACAGAGAACAAGGCACCCGGCCCCCCAGAUGCCCCUGUGGAUUCUGGUGCUGAGGAAGAUAAAGCCGGAACCACUGCCACCAAAAAGCCAUCUCCCUCUAAAGCCCGUAAGAAGAAGCUGAACAAGAAAGGGAGGAAGAUGGCUGGCCGCAAACGUGGACGUCCCAAGAAAAUGAACACUGCAAACCCCGACCGAAAGCCCAAGAAGAACCAAACUGCACUGGAUCUCCUACACGCUCAAACUGUGUCUCAGACAGCGUCCUCCUCACCCCAGGAUGCCUACAGGUCACCUCACAGCCCGUUCUAUCAGCUACCUCCGAGUGUGCAACGGCCCUCCCCUAACCCACUGCUGGGGGCGCCCACCCCACCUGCGCUGCAGAAGCUGCUAGAGUCCUUCAAGAUUCAGUACCUGCAAUUCCUGGCAUACACAAAAACCCCCCAGUACAAGGCCAAUCUGCAGCAGCUGCUGGACCAGGAGAAGGAGAAGAAUGCGCAGCUGCUAGGCACGGCUCAGCAGCUACUCAGCCACUGCCAGGCACAGAAGGAGGAGAUCAGGAGGCUAUUCCAGCAGAAGCUCGAUGAGCUGGGUGUGAAGGCUCUGACCUACAACGACCUGAUCCAAGCCCAGAAGGAGAUCUCUGCACACAACCAGCAGCUUCGGGAGCAGUCAGAACAGCUGGAGAAGGACAACAACCAGCUGCGCAACCAGAGCCUGCAGCUGCUCAAGGCUCGGUGUGAAGAGCUGAAGCUGGACUGGGCCACACUGUCCCUGGAAACGCUACUGAAGGAGAAGCAGGCUCUGCGGAGCCAGAUCUCAGAGAAGCAGCGGCAUUGCCUGGAGCUGCAGAUCAGCAUUGUGGAGCUGGAGAAGAGCCAGCGGCAGCAGGAGCUCCUGCAACUCAAGUCCUGCGUGCCUCCUGAUGACGCCCUGUCUACACACCUGCGUGGGAAAGGCACCCUGAGCCGAGAUCUGGAGGCUGACCCCAGCCGGCUCCACCUUGAGCUAGACUGUGCCAAAUUCUCACUGCCCCACUUCAGCAGCAUGAGCCCAGAACUCUCCAUGAAUGGCCAUGCAACCAGCUAUGAGCUCUGUGGUGCCCUGAGCCGACCCUCGUCCAAGCAGAACACCCCCCAGUACCUGGCCUCCCCCUUGGACCAGGAGGUGGUGCCCUGUACCCCAAGCCAUGGUGGCCGGCUGCGGGCGGAGAAGCUGUCUGGCCUAGCUGUGCCUGACUAUACCAGGCUCUCCCCAGCCAAGAUUGUGCUGCGCCGGCACCUGAGCCAGGACCAUGCAGCAUCAAGCAAGGCAGCCACCAGUGAGCUUCACCCACGAGCUGAACACAUCAAGGAGAAUGGUCUUCCCUACCAGAGCCCUGGCACAUCCAACAGCAUGAAGCUAAGCCCUCAGGACCCACGGCCUCCUUCCCCUGGAGCCUUACAGCUCACCGGGGAGAAGAACAGCGAGAAGGGUCUAAAGGAGCGAGCGUAUGGCAGCAGUGGGGAGGCUAUCACUAGCCUGCCCGUCAGCAUCCCGCUGAGCACAGUACAGCCCAGCAAGCUUCCUGUCAGCAUCCCUCUGGCCAGUGUGGUGCUGCCCAGCCGUGCAGAAAGAGUGAGGAGUACCCCGAGUCCUGUGCCACAGCCCCGAGACUCCUCAUCCACACUUGAAAAGCAGAUUGGUGCUAAUGCCCACGGUGCUGGCAGCAAGAGCCUUGCCCUGGCUCCCACAGGUUUCUCCUAUGCUGGCUCGGUGGCCAUCAGUGGGGCCUUAGUUGGCAGCCCUGCACCACUCACGUCUGGAGCUGAGCUGGCCACUUUUGAGGAGUCCUCCAGUUCAGGGAGCCUCUUCGCCACUGUGGGGUCCCGGAGCUCGACGCCACAACACCCACCCUUGCUGGCCCAGUCCCGCAGCUCCCGCCCAGCCUCUCCUACCCACCAGCUGUCCUCCAGCCCCCGGCUGGGUGGGGCCACCCAGGGUCUCCUUCCUGACACCAGCAAGGGAGACCUGCCCUCUGACACCGGCUUUUUAGAUCCGGAGAGUGAGGCCAAACGGAGAAUCGUCUUCACCAUCUCCACUGGCAUCAGCUGCACCAAACAGUCACCUUCCAGCAAGCAUAGCCCUCUGAAUAUGGGCGCCCGUGGGGACUGUGGGCAGAGCCAUGGACAGGACAGCCGCAAGCGGGGCCGUCGAAAGAGAGCAUCUGCUGGGACCCCCAGCCUGAGUGCAGGCGUGUCUCCAAAGCGUCGGGCCUUGCCACCUGUGGCUGGCCUCUUUACGCAGCCGUCGGGGUCCCCCCUCAACCUAAACUCCAUGGUCAGUAACAUCAAUCAGCCCUUGGAGAUUACGGCCAUCUCUUCCCCUGAGAACUCAUUGAAGAGCUCCCCCAUCCCCUACCAGGACCAUGACCAGCCACCCGUGCUCAAAAAGGAGCGGCCCCUGGGCCAGACCAAUGGGGCACACUAUUCCCCACUGACCUCAGACGAGGAGCAGGGCUCGGAGGAUGAGCCUAGCAGUGCCCGCAUUGAGAGAAAAAUUGCAACAAUCUCCUUAGAAAGCAAAUCUCCCCCGAAGACCUUAGAGAAUGGUGGCAGCUUGGCAGGAAGGAAGCUGGCGCCCGCGAGCGAGCCUGUCAACAGCAGCAAGUGGAAGUCUACCUUCUCGCCCAUCUCCGACAUUGGCCUGGCCAAGCCUGCAGACAGCCCGCUGCAGGCCAACUCUGCCCUGAGUCAGAGCUCCCUGUUUGUGCUUCGGCCCACCCUUGAGGAGCCUGGUGCCUCCGAUGCCAAGCUAACCGCUCACCCCCGGAAAGGCUUUCCUGGCUCCUUGCCAGGGGCUGAUGGGCUCAACUCGAGCCCCAACCCUUCCCAUGGCUUUGCCUUCAGCGGGGGCCUGGCCACGGAACUCAACCUCCAUAGCUUCAGUGAUGGUGCUUCUCUCUCUCACAAGGGCCCUGAGGCCCUGGGCUCCCCCCUGAGCUUCCCCUCGCAGCGGGGCAAAGAGGCCUCGGAGGCCAACCCUUUCCUCAGCAGGAGGCAGCUGGACAGCCUGAAGGGUGAGGGCUGCAAGGGCAAGGAGGCCGGUGAGGGCGGCCCAGCCCUGUGUGGGCCUGCCGAGAAGGUGCCCCCACCACUGAGCAACAAGGCCACCAAGAGCCGUGACCGUGAGCUUGACCUCAAGAAUGGCCACAACCUCUUCAUCUCUGCAGCAGCUGUGCCUCCUGGGGGCCGCCUCAGUGGCCCCAGCCUGGCCCCAGCAGUAUCCUCUGCAGGCAGCGUGGCCCCCCCUACUCAGACUCACCGGCCCUUUUUGGGCACCUUCACCCCGGGCCCGCAGUUCACAUUGGGGCCUGUGUCCCUGCAGGCCAACCUCAGCUCAGUGGCAGGCUCAUCUGUGCUACAGUCCUUGUUUAGCUCCGUGCCGGCUGCUGCAGGCCUGGUACACGUGUCCUCUGCCGCCACCAGAUUGACGAACUCACACGCCAUGGGCAGCUUCUCCUCCGGGGUGACAGGCGGAACAGUUGGAGGUAACUAGGAUUUCUACCUCAACCGCGAGACCUAUGCAAGGACGGUGUGGACCAAGGCGCCCGCUGCACGGUGCUCGCCGGCCUGCCGGGGCCCCCCCCAACCCCCAAGGCAGCAUGGAGGAUGGAAGGAUGGAGCUCUACUGUGAAUCUCGGCACACCCGCAGGAGAGGCUGGGCCUGGUCCAGUUUGUACUGUCAAUAGUUUUAGAUAAAGUAUUUAUCGUUUUUUAAAAAGUAUAAACAAUUCUGACUUAUUUUAUUCCAUCUAAGUCGUCAGAGGCAACCUAUUAAGAAAUAUAAAUAUCUAUAUAUAAGAGGAUCUAUAUAUAAAGAAACGUGUUUGAAGGGCUGGCCUGCCAGUGGAGAAGCCGACAACCUGUCCCGGUGCUAUUGUCCCCAGUCCUGUGCCCCCUCACUGCGCUUGGUGCUGACUGUAGAUGCUGACCAAUGCUGAUGCCAGUUCUCAGAAACACCUGCUUGCUGGCUCCUGCCACCACUCUGUUCCUAUACCAAAGGCAUGCCUGCCUCUGUCAUGACGCUCCUUGAAGGCGGCUUCCUCCCAGAGGGGCCCAAGCCAACCUUUCAGACCCCUCCUCCUUUAAGUCCCUAUGCCUGCCCUGGAUCACCCUCUCCUACCCCUCACUCUGUCACUGUGAGCACACCCAGACUGUUAACCCUCAGGGCUCAGGAUUGGUGCCUUUGGCAUAUGAACAGGGUGUGUAUAGCAAUGUGGCAUUCUGCAGCUGAGAGGAGUAGGCCCCCAGCUUGGCUCCCUGGUCUGUUUUGAGUGGUGCUCUGAGGAGGGGGUCACCCUAGACUGGCUGGGUUGGCCUAUGUAACAAGUGCAUUUACUUUGUAUUUCUUUGCUGUUGUGGGCUCAAGUUAUGCUAUGUGAUGUGGGCAGGCCAGUCAUGGGUCCCUGGUGUUUCUGUAUAGGAGAGAGUCACCCUGAUAAGUGACAGUAUUUUAUAGAUGCGAUGAAAAUUUAUACAUUUCAUAGACUUGACUGCAUUUAUUUUUAGAUGGUAUAAUGCACAGUGAACUUAAGAAAAAAAAAUGAAAGAAAAGCAAGGGGAGAAACCUUUUAUUUAUUCAAAUGUACAAAAGGGGCACUGGCCCCUAGACCAGCCCCACCAUAGACCCUGCCUUGUGCAGCCACAGGCGCCCACAAUAGAGCUGCUGCAUAGCCUGGUGAACAGGUUCGUGCUCAGCAUUCGUGUCUGUGGGUUCUUGUAGCUCCUGUGGUGUAUGUACAACGGAGCUCAGACAUGUCUGCUGGAGCCUUAUGUCUCUGGGCCUCAGGUUGAUGCUGUGCACCCCUUCCCCUCUACUUUAGUAGCCUCAUAGGGCUUUGGACUGGUAUGGACAGGAGAGCAAAGGCUGAGCUUGGCAGGAAGGCAGGACAGUUCUGGCUUUGUGAAGGGUCUGGAAGCCCUAGGUCCCCUGAUAUGGUCAGUGUUGGCCAGAGGCCACCUGCUAGGGUUACUAAACAGCAGCUGGUCCUGGUGCUUCUGACCCUGAGGUGUGUGCCCUGGGCUUCAGUAGGCCCAUUCUCAAGUGUUUCAACUCUGGAGACCUUCCUUUUCAAAAGGGCCAAGAGUCAUCCUAGUGCUUCCCUUCUGCCUUCCUGGGGCCCUGCUAUGCUAGCCUGUUGAACUCAGCCAGGACACAUAUCCCCAGCCAUGGUGGGAGCUCCUGGAGAGAGCCCUGCCCUCAGUUUCCAACUGGGGGCAGGGAGCCUGUUAGAAGCCUGUUUAUUCCAAGGGGCUGGUCUUCUCCUAUCCCACCCCAGCCCUGCUUGCCCUGCUCCCUACAGCCUGUGUCUCAGACCCCCUCCACCCUAUCAAUAGAGUCUGAAGAUGGUGCUCAUGACCUAUAUUUAAAAUUGGCCUGUUUUCCCUUAGGUGGCCACUCUGGCUCCUUUCUCUCCACGUUGGUGCUCUCAGUUUGUAGGUGCUGUGCCCUGGCCUUCAGGAUAGGGCAGCCACCCAGCAUGGCUCCCUCAGAUGCUGCAGGGUUAAAGCAGAGGUGGUCUACAACAAAACACAUUCUUUUGUAAACACUGAAUGCUUCUGCCUGCCACUCCCAGGGACAUGGGUGGCUUGGGUGCCAGUGUAGGUCCUAUAUUGCUGGGCUUCUGCUGAUGGCCCAUGUGCAACUCACCCACUUCGAAACCUAUGUCUACAUGUGUACUUGAGCUUUGAAACAUGAAAUGCUAUGUGUUCAGGACAUGCUGACACUGGUGCUGGGUCUCAGGUGUAGCUGGCAAGGGUGGAAAUCCCCCUAAGCCUACUGGGGGCCACAGGUACACUAUUAUUGAUGAACAACGGCAUCCCCUUCUUUGCCUGAGUCCCAGGACUGUGCCCACCCAGAUUUCCUUAGAAAGUAUAGGGAGGCAGGCAGUGGGCAUAGGGUGGCCACAGGGCCUGGUGGCCUCUGGGUUUGGCGCUGGCGCCUGGGUGGAAUGCUUUUGCCAACAACAGGCCACUCUAGGGAAACCUGGGAGGCUGCCAGGUGGCCCUUGCUCAGGAACCCCUAAGAGCCCUAAAAUAGUCCUUGAGGCCCUGCUAAGGGGCCUGCCUGGCCAGCAGGAAACAGCCAACAAAUGGUGACUUAUUUAUCUGCCCACAGGACCAGUCCUUCUACUCAGGGGUCAACAGGGGACCCCUCCCCUUCCCAUCCAUCUAUCAUUUGGUCAAAUGGUCCAUCCAACCAGGCUGCUGCUUUUUCUCAUGUUUGACAGACUUUGUAACUUGAAGCUUUGCAUUGUCUUUACAGAGAGCUCUGGUUUCAGAUGCGUGCAUUGUCAAAGUAGCCCUGUAAGCUGCUGCCUGACCUCUCCCAUGGCAUUCCUGCUGCGUUCUGCAUUUUCACCUCCAGAUGCUGUAAUAAAAACAUUUUCACCUGAAAGUGGUCUAAAUGGUUUCUUCCUGGUGACACAAGGCAGCAGCUGUGGGUGGGUGGGAGGGAUCACGUCCAGUUGAGUUGGCCCACUAGAACGCCCUGCCUUCUGACCAACUCAGGCCCAGUUGACUUUAGGUCCUGACAACAUGGAAAAAACCCUUGGCCUUUGCCUGAUCCUAUGGGUGAGAAGCCAAUAAGAGGUCCCAGCCAUACCCAAGGGCAGUGCCCUGAACAGGGGUGGGACUGCAGGUCACCUUAGGAUUCCUAUGACCCACUGCAUCCCCAUCCCUGGGGUCCCAGCCUCCCACACCUUUCCAGGUGCAGGUGGCCCAGCCCCUAUUCCUCAGGCACUUAAAACAGAUAAUGAAGUCUUCUCCAGGCUUCAC
Messenger RNA from Otolemur garnettii (small-eared galago), 7947 nucleotides. RefSeq names its product DOT1 like histone lysine methyltransferase (gene DOT1L). Gene Ontology annotation, biological process: DNA repair; heterochromatin formation; DNA damage checkpoint signaling. Gene Ontology annotation, molecular function: histone H3K79 methyltransferase activity. Gene Ontology annotation, cellular component: nucleus. NCBI's taxonomy places the organism in Eukaryota, Metazoa, Chordata, Mammalia, Primates, Galagidae. The coding region runs from base 59 to 4666 and encodes 1535 amino acids. The transcript has 28 exons. The record is from RefSeq and is a predicted model, not a curated record.